Molecule: messenger RNA, 1843 nt
Organism: Tuber melanosporum (Perigord truffle)
Lineage: Eukaryota; Fungi; Ascomycota; Pezizomycetes; Pezizales; Tuberaceae
Exons: 4
Coding region: 323-1843 (506 amino acids)
Biological process (GO): galactose metabolic process; carbohydrate phosphorylation
Cellular component (GO): cytoplasm; cytosol
Molecular function (GO): galactokinase activity; ATP binding
Source: RefSeq, a predicted model, not a curated record
AAUCAGAGAAUCCCACUAUGACCUUUCCCCAAACCUCCAGGGUAUCUAUUACCGGUAGUCCCAGCGAUUUCAUCAAGUUAUUGCGAUACCGUAGCUUCCGGCAAACCCCAACUCUCCGGAAAAACAUAAACACUUUAUCCAAACCAUCCGAUGUCCAUCCCACCUCCCCAUCCCCACCGCCCCGCCCUUCCGCUCUCCGGUCUAUCCUACUGGUCUAUACUGCUCCGUUCCGUCACCUCACCUUCACUCUUCGCGCUUCCUUCCCCCCCUCUCCCUACCGCUCCUGAUCUCCGUGAGAGAGCUCAACAGGCGGACAGACAGAAUGAGCGAACCAGUUCCAGAAGUACUCACCAUCGAGGAAAUAUAUCCUCCAGAAUUCGGAGCCGCUCAGAAGCAACGAUGGGAGCACCUUUUGGCAAAGUUUGAGGAGAGGUAUGGCGCCCCGGCGGACUACGUUGCCAGAAGCCCUGGGAGGGUGAACAUCAUCGGGGAACACAUCGACUACAUGCUCUUCUCUGUCCUUCCUAUGGCUGUGAACUCCGACUUUCUCCUCGCAGUGCGCGCGAUUCCAAAUACCAAUACCAUCAAGAUCGCCAACAUCUUGGAGAGAUACCCCCAUCGCGAAUUCCAGGUUCCCGCAGAGGGCGAGCUAGAAAUCGAUGCUGCGCAGUUAGAAUGGAGCAAUUACUUCAGAGCCGGGCUCCGUGGAGCUCUCGAGCUGCUCCGAAGGAAGGGACUCUCACCGAAAAACGUUGGGAUGGAGAUCCUUGCUGAUGGAAAUGUCCCUCCGGGAGCUGGGCUUAGUAGCAGUGCUGCUUUUACCUGCUCUAGUGCUUUGGCGUCCCUGACGGCGAUGGGGGAUGGGACGGUUGAUAAGAAGGAACUUGUUAAUUUGGCGGUGGUGUCGGAGAGAUAUGUUGGGGUCAAUUCUGGGGGGCAAGUGCUCUGCUCGGUCUUUCCUGGGGACCAAGGCAGCGCAUUAUACAUCUCUUUCCACCCAACCCUCGAUGCAAUACCCGUAGCAUUCCCGGAGACCACCCCAGAGCUCACCUUCGUCAUUGCCGACACACUCGUCGCGGCGGACAAGCACACCACAGGGCAGAUAAACUACAACCUCAGAGUAGUAGAGUGCACCCUCGCUGCGCAGAUCCUAGCCAAGAAACUGAACCUGGGCCAACUCCCGGAAGAUGCCGGGCCACUGGGUAACUCCUUCAAAGGCCUCAUGGACAAGUACUUUCUCGGAAAAGACCUCCCACUUGACAAGAAAUUGGAGAAACUCAUAGAAGACACGAGGGAAUACCUAGGCAAAAAAGGCUAUACAAGGGAAGAAAUAGCCGAAACUUUGGAUCUAACAGUAGGAGAAUUAGUCCAACGUUGCAUGACCAAAUUCCCCAUCCUCGCAAGUCAUUUCCAACUCGGCUCCCGUGCCCUGCACGUCCUCCAAGAAGCCCACCGCGUCGUAACCUUCAAAGCCCUCCUCGACUCCUGCACCGCCUCCCCACCAUACCCCACAGAUACCAAAAUACCUAUCCAACUCGGCGCCAUAAUGAACGAAUCCCACGAGUCCUGUAAGAACCUGUACAACUGCUCUUGCCCUGAACUCGACACGCUGUGCGAGAUCGCGCGCUCAGCGGGCUCGUACGGAUCCCGUCUCACCGGCGCUGGCUGGGGUGGCUGCAGCGUGCACCUUGUCCCGCAGGAUAAAGUCCACGCGGUGAAGGAGGCUUGGAAGAGAGAGUAUUACGAGAAGAAGUUCCCGGGGAUCUCCAAGGAGAGGGUUGAGAACGCGAUCGUAGCUAGUAAGCCUGGGUCUGGGGCAGCUUUGUUUCGGGUGAGGAAGUGA